AUGGUUUCUCCUCAAGGUGUCGCACUGGCGACCCUUCUGAUUCUUGGAGUGGUUCACGGAAAUCUUCUCGAUGAUUUGAAGAAGAAGUUCGGUGGAACAAGCUUCGGAGGAGGAGGCGGAGCAUCUUCGUCGUUCGGCAGCAAGUUUGGACUCUCCGAAAUUCUGAAAUUUCCAGUCAGCUCAUCCCUCGGAUCAGCAUCAGACUUCGACAUUCCAAAACUAGACGCCAGCAAGGCUUCAAUGGUUCACUCGAGCAAAUCUCACAAGGGACAUCAUAAGAGCAGUGGAUCCUCAUCAAAUACUCAUUCCCUGACAGUCGUGGGAGCUGAUGGAAAGAAUAUCACUCAGAAUGAUGAGACAAAGAGCGGAUAUGACAAAGAGUCAAAGGUUGAUGAGGCCAAUGAGAACACCAGGAUUCGAUCUGCAAAUGGAUCAGUGGUUAGUUUGGUUGAAACUGGAAAGAGCCACAACAAGUCGUCUGUUGAUGACAACGAGUAUGCCUUGGAGAAGCACCAACACGAAUCAGCUGAUAAGCUUGGAAACAAGAUUAGCUUGAACAGCAAUAAGGUUAACAACAAGACCAGAGCUGCUGCUCUUGACGAGGCCAAUGAGCCCUACAAUCUUCAAAAUGCUGAUGGAACUUUCAUCCGUAACGAAACCGGACACAAGAACUCUGACGAGCAUCUUAGCCAUCACAUCCUUGACGAGGACCAACAAAUGGCUCUCAACGCAGAUGGAACAUCUCAUAACACCACACACAGAAAAGGAUCGAUCGGAGAUUCUCAUAAAUCUGACCAACGUGCCUUCUCUAAUCACGAAAGUAUGGAUGCUCAAGGAAAUAAUGUCUCUAUUGCUAGCGAGAAACUUGCCUCUUCUGAUAAGGGAUCCAGGUCAGACUUUGAGCAAAAUACGGAGGCACAGAAAAACGCCGAUGGAACAUCAUUGUCCAAUGUCACUGGAAACUUCAAUAACACCAACUACGAUAAGGCAAUGCAACAGGAAGUUAUGCAAAAGAAACUGGUCAAUGCUGAUGGAACGUCUUCUCUGGAGGGAAGUCAUGCUGGAAGCAACAGCAGCAAGAUCAAUUCGUCAUCUGGAUCCAACUCCGCUGUUGAUAUUAUUGGAAAGAAUGGAACGUAUGUUCAUCAAGCUAACAAUAAUACUGACGAUUAUAAGUUGGAUGAAGCCAACCAAAGUGCUGGAAGUAUCAGUGAACAGAUUGGAAAGAAUGGAGUUAGAUCGCACAAUGAGUCAAGUAUUGAGAGUGGAAGAAAGGCCGAGAGCAGAAACAAGACAGCAAACAGUAUGGUCGAUACCAUGGACGAGAAGGGAACAAAAACCCAAAUCAACGACAAAUCCGCCAGUGGAACAUCUUUGGACGAGAACCACAAUCUCACUCAUGCUCUUCAAGAAGCUGUUGACGAGCACGGAAACGUUAGAGAUCAUUCCGUCGCUGGUGGGUACCGUAACAAGAAGACUGGAGAGUUCGAUAAUUCUGAAAAUCUUGCUUCGAUUCAUAACGCCGAUGGAACUGAAACCAUUUCGAAGAUGAAGAAAAACAUGAGCAGAAAUGGAUAUGAAGCUGAGAAGUUUGCAGAGGAAAUGACGAACGAGAAGAAUGCCGACGGAACUGUGUUCGUUGAGAACAAGGGAUCCAACUCGAAGGUCAAUAGAACUGAUGGAUUCUCCAAUAUCGCUGCAUCGCAGUACCAGAAGGGUCUCAAUGGAAUGAUGAGCAAUGAAACCACUGAUAUCGGAAGUUCCUUCAACUCAUCCGAUGAUGAGUCCAACCAAUUCAACCAUCUCCACCAGAUAGCUGCCAAUGGAUCGACCAUCGAUCACAACAAGGAUAGCAGACAAGUCGCUUCCUCUCUCAACAAUCAAAACCGUCUCAAGAGUUCCAUGGUUUCUGACGAUGGAGCUGGACAUAAGAUCAAUGAACAGACUGAAGAGGCUUCGGAUCUUCAUGACGCUGGAAGUGCUAGCAGUGAUAUGGACCAGAAGAGGGUUGUGAACAAGGACGGAACUUCUCAGAUUUCCAAUGACAGCAGCAACCAAACAGCAGUUGAGCAUAGCGAUUCGGAGAAGAAGAAGCAUCACAGAGGAGAACAGAGAGCUGAUGGAUCAUUCAUCGAGGAGAACAGUGAUUCGGAUAAGAAGCACUCGAACAAGGAUGCCACUGAUGAUAGACGCAAUGAGUUUAUUCACAAGGGAUUGGAUGGAAGAAUGCAGCAUGAAAUUAAGACCAGCAAUCUCCAGAAUCAUAAGAAUGAUACGGAUGAGGUUGUCAACUCUAGCCUCCAUGCCAAGUCUGCCAAUGGAACCGAGAUCAAUGACGUUCAACACUCGGAUGUUUCUCUUUCUGAUCUUCAGGAAUCUCAAGCCGCCGCUAAGAAUGCAGUACUGAAACUUGCUGACGGAAGCACUGUCAUCAACAAGGAUGAGAGUCAUGUCAACCACGGAAAAUCCAGAAACGACGCUGCAGCUUCCCACAAGAGAAAUCAAACAAAUGCUGAUGGAUCCAGUGCUAGUUUGGAUAUUGGAUCAAAUUCUCAUACGGAUUUGGAGACACGUGGCGAAGGAGGAAAGAAGGAGAGAUAUCAAGAUCUUGGAACCGGAAAAGUUAGCUCAAUGAGUCAAGGAUACGAGAAGACUCAAGCGAAGGGAGGAGACAAGUCUUCGAGUCAUGAUAGUUCAUUGACCAGUGACGGAAAGGGACACUUCGUGAAGAGCAACAAUGCAUCUGAUUCUCAUCAUGUUAUUGAUGAUAAGGACAUUGUCAGACAUAAGGAUGUCAUUGUCAUGUAA
Messenger RNA from Caenorhabditis briggsae, 2808 nucleotides. The transcript is spliced from 7 exons. Bases 1 to 2808 code for a protein of 935 amino acids. NCBI's taxonomy places the organism in Eukaryota, Metazoa, Nematoda, Chromadorea, Rhabditida, Rhabditidae. The record is from RefSeq and is a predicted model, not a curated record.